Molecule: messenger RNA, 1130 nt
Organism: Panthera uncia (snow leopard)
Lineage: Eukaryota; Metazoa; Chordata; Mammalia; Carnivora; Felidae
Gene: SRP19
Product: signal recognition particle 19
Exons: 5
Coding region: 148-489 (113 amino acids)
Biological process (GO): SRP-dependent cotranslational protein targeting to membrane; SRP-dependent cotranslational protein targeting to membrane, signal sequence recognition
Cellular component (GO): signal recognition particle, endoplasmic reticulum targeting
Molecular function (GO): 7S RNA binding
Source: RefSeq, a predicted model, not a curated record
GAUAGCUGAAAAACUGCGGAAGCGUAGGCGGGCAGGUGGGCUGGAUUUCCGCCGGAAAACGGAGUCGCCUGGGAAAUCUCAGAGGCGAAUACCGGCAGGCAUUCUGCCCGGAGGCUGUGGGCGGGCGCUCUGUGGGCUUGGGCGAAGAUGGCUUGCGCUGCUGCACGGUCCCCGGCCGACCAAGACAGAUUCAUUUGUAUCUAUCCCGCUUAUUUAAAUAACAAGAAGACCAUCGCGGAGGGGAGGCGAAUCCCCAUAAGCAAGGCUGUUGAAAAUCCUACAGCUACUGAGAUUCAAGAUGUGUGCUCAGCAGUUGGACUUAACGUAUUCCUUGAGAAAAAUAAAAUGUACUCUAGAGAAUGGAAUCGUGAUGUUCAGUAUAGGGGCCGAGUCCGGGUCCAGCUCAAACAGGAAGAUGGCAGCCUCUGUCUCGUACAGUUUCCAUCACAUCAUUCCCUUCCAGCCAUACUGCUCCUGCCUCCAGUUUAAACAUGCAGUUCUAUCAAGAGCAUUCUUCCCCAUGGUUUCUUUCAAGUCUGAUUCAGGAUAGUCAUCUUGGUGAGGAUACCCUAAAUCACUCUAUUUAAAAUUGUACCUUUCCCUUCAGCCCUGGUAUUCCCUGUCUAUCUGCUUUAUUUUUCUCUGUAUACUCUAACUAUAUCAUGUAAUUUUAAAUUUUUACUGUGUAUCUCUCAACAAGAGUAUAAGCUUCAUGAGUUCAAGUAGUAUGGUCUGUUUGGUUCAUCCCCAGUGCUAUGAACAUGCUUGGCACAUAUGAAGCACCUCAAGAAAUAAAUACUUGUUGAAUGAAUGAAUGAAUCUGGAUACCUGAAAGGGCAUUCUCUUGACCUCUAACAAAAGCAAUUUGAAACAGUUCAACCUGAAAUGAAUUAAAGAGAUUGUACUGGUAUAUAAACACAGAUGAUUCUCUAAAAUCUCUGCCCACCACAGGAAAGUCAUUUUUCCUAAUGUGCUGACUAAACAGUGCAUUAAAUGUGGCAUGGUGGGAGAAUCUUGGAAAAAGUAAAGGGCGACAGGCAAAGUAUUAGUAAAGAAAUCCCAGGGUGGCCUCAGCAUUUGGCUGAGGAAAGCUGAUAGGAAAGGGGAGAAGCAGCUUGUUAUUUGGGCCC